This is a messenger RNA of Hyaena hyaena (striped hyena), 1512 nucleotides long. RefSeq names its product acetyl-CoA acyltransferase 1 (gene ACAA1). The record is from RefSeq and is a predicted model, not a curated record. The transcript has 12 exons. Gene Ontology annotation, molecular function: acetyl-CoA C-acyltransferase activity. Gene Ontology annotation, biological process: phenylacetate catabolic process; fatty acid beta-oxidation. Lineage: Eukaryota; Metazoa; Chordata; Mammalia; Carnivora; Hyaenidae. Gene Ontology annotation, cellular component: peroxisome. The coding region runs from base 105 to 1385 and encodes 426 amino acids.
UCGAGAGGUCCGGGCAGAGUGCGGCCCGGCGCCUUCGCGGGCGGCGGUGUGUCGGCUUCGGCGGCGUCCUGGGCUGGGGGAGGUCCGCCCCGCCGAGUCGCGCGAUGCGGAGGUUGCAGGUAGUGCUCGGCCACCUGACGGGCAGCCCCGGGUCGCGUCGGGAGCCGGCGCCGCAGGCCGCGCCGUGCUGGAGCGGCGCUCGCCAGGCGUCGGCCGACGACGUGGUGGUGGUGCACGGGCGGCGCACCGCCAUCGGCCGAGGGGGCCGCGGCGGCUUCAAGGACACGACCCCCGACGAGCUGCUCUCGGCCGUCAUGACCGCGGUGCUCCAGGACGUCCGGCUGAGCCCCUCGCUGCUGGGGGACAUCUGCGUGGGAAAUGUGCUGCAGCCGGGGGCCGGAGCGAUCAUGGCCCGAAUCGCCCAGUUUCUGAGUGACAUCCCAGAGACUGUGCCUUUGUCCACUGUCAACAGACAGUGUUCGUCCGGGCUCCAGGCAGUGGCCAACAUAGCUGGUGGCAUCAGAAAUGGGUCUUAUGACAUUGGCAUGGCUUGUGGGGUAGAGUCCAUGUCCCUGGCCGACAGAGGGAACCCCGGGAAUAUCACGUCGCGCUUGGUGCAGAAGGAGAAGGCCAGAGACUGCCUGAUUCCUAUGGGGAUAACUUCGGAGAACGUAGCUGAGCGGUUUGGCAUUUCGCGGGAGAAGCAGGAUACCUUCGCCCUGGCUUCGCAGCAAAAGGCAGCCAGAGCCCAGAGCAAGGGCUGUUUCCGAGCUGAGAUCGUGCCUGUGACCACCACGGUCCACGAUGACAAGGGCACCGAGAGGAGCGUGACCGUGGCCCAGGAUGAGGGCAUCCGCCCCAACACCAGCAUGGAGGGCCUGGCCAAACUGAAGCCUGCCUUCAAGACGGGCGGCUCUACCACAGCCGGAAACUCUAGUCAGGUGAGCGAUGGGGCCGCCGCCCUCCUGCUGGCCCGGAGAUCCAAGGCUGAGGAGCUGGGCCUUCCCGUCCUUGGGGUCCUGAGGUCCUACGCGGUGGUGGGGGUCCCACCCGACAUCAUGGGCAUCGGACCUGCCUAUGCCAUCCCUGUAGCUUUGCAGAAAGCAGGGCUGACGGUGGAGGAUGUGGACAUCUUUGAGAUCAACGAGGCCUUUGCAAGCCAGGCCGUCUACUGCGUGGAGAAGCUAGGACUUCCCCCCGAGAAGGUGAACCCUCUGGGGGGCGCCGUGGCCUUGGGCCACCCACUGGGCUGCACUGGAGCCCGACAGGUCAUCACGCUGCUCAACGAGCUGAAGCGCCGGGGGAAGAGGGCGUACGGGGUGGUGUCCAUGUGCAUCGGCACCGGCAUGGGGGCCGCCGCGGUCUUUGAGUACCCUGGAAACUGAGCGAGGCCCCAGCCAGAGGUGGCGGCAGCAGGUCGGGACCCGGGGCUGCUCCCUGCCAGGUCGCCGAGGCCGCCGUGUCCCCUGGGGGUGAGCUGCGCCCCAGACAGUAAACACGUGGUCUUCUCGA